Rhineura floridana is the source of this 7290-nucleotide messenger RNA. It is a transcript of the gene PAQR3, whose product is annotated as progestin and adipoQ receptor family member 3. The transcript is spliced from 2 exons. Bases 3753 to 4688 code for a protein of 311 amino acids. The record is from RefSeq and is a predicted model, not a curated record. Gene Ontology annotation, cellular component: membrane. Gene Ontology annotation, molecular function: signaling receptor activity. NCBI's taxonomy places the organism in Eukaryota, Metazoa, Chordata, Lepidosauria, Squamata, Rhineuridae.
GUUGCUAUUGGAAGGCUAUAUUUUGGAGGCCAGGAAUUCCAGGGAAGGGUGUUAUGAUGAUGGUGCAAUGUUGCCUGUUGUGGUGGUGAAGUGGAGCAGGAAGAAGCAAUUUGAGUACAACAGACAGAUUACAACCCCCAGUACCUUCUUAAAUGUAUCUUUUGGAUCUUUUCCUCUUGGUCUCUACUGCUGUAUCGUACCCUUUUCAAAUUGGCAUAGUUUACAGCUGACAUUAAUGCACAGGAAAAUGCUUCAUUUCCAUACGACUUGUGUGGCCCCUUCAUGACAGACUAAAAUCUGCUGUUUGUUCCCCCUCAUUCUGGAAAAAAAUCAGCAGUCUUCCACCAUUUCACUGCACGUAUAGGAGACUUUGCAUUCUACAGAACUAGUUCCCUUUUUUCUGAAAUUAUGAUGCUGGCAACUACUUUAUUUUCACUCUUUGCUUUCCCAGGGAUCUUGUCAUUUGUUUUGUUUAUAGUAUUUCUGUGCCACAUUUAAAGGCAAAAAGCCCUCCCAAGGCUGCUUAUAUGAAAAUAAAAAAACACAAUCUCAAAAUGUUGGACAGAUCUCAAAGUGCAGUGAAUCAGUCUAUAAAACUUAAACUAUUUUAAAAUCAUUUCAAAUCAGUAGUAAAAUCUAAAACUAGCCCAUCCUCUUUUAUAAAAGAGCGCAUUUUAAAAGCCAGAACAGAUGGGGCCAACUAUAGAUAGAGAGGGAGGGAGGGAUGUCCUUUGGGAGAGAGCUUCCAUAAAUGGAGAACCACCACUGAGAAGGCCCUAUUUUUAGCACCCAAGCAUGUCACAUUGGAGACCCCACAUCAUCCUGUAUUGUCAUAUUCUGCACAUCUUCCCAGACCAAAUAUGAGGAAACCUAGUGACUGACCCACUCAUCUUCUCUUUCACUUUAAAAUCCUGCAGAGGCUGACCUUUCCUGCUACCUCCUUGGCUUAGGCAGGCUGUACUUGUAAUCUUUUGAAAUUGCUUUUGUUUCUUUUAGUCUUAUUGCACCGAAGUUGUGACAAUGAAUGUCUCUAUUGCAUGCUGAGUUCAGGAGCUGUUUCUCUUGAAUCCACUCCACAUGUUAGGGACAAAAUGUUUUAACAGGCAUCUCAAAGACCAUUGAAGAGGUCUCCAGUAGCAAAAUAACUUUUCAAGUUUAGGGUAGUGAACCUGCUGCAGAGGUCACCCUGUCUUGGCACUAUAGAACAGGGCCAUGUAAAUAUAGAUCAGAUUUACUCAAACCACUUAUACAAAUUGUAGUAAGAUUUUUGCCUGGAAACUAUUUGUUCUGCUACACUGAAGAAGCAUUCCCAAAGUAGUAUGUGGCAUUCCUGUAAUAAAUUCUCAUUCUGGGAUCUCACUUAGGAAGUUGAAAAUCCCUUAUGUCUGCUGUUUUUUUUAACAUGUUCUGUGUCUUUGCACUGAUGUUUGCUGUUAUCCUUUAAACAUGAAUUUGAGGGAUUUUUACUUGAUUUCCUCUCCCUUUCUCUAAGUGUGUCUGCUGUUGUUUGCUUCAGUGAGAUUGUAACAUGUUAAUCUUGGAAAAAGCAGUUGAACCCCACCAGUAAUUGCAGAUUCCAGGCUUCUCUUGUAUAUUAUUCAGAUGUAAUUCAGUAGUUUGUAGUUUGUAGCUUAAGCUGGGAGUCCUUGAUUUAUACAUUAUAUGUAAAUGGCCAAGGUUUUUUUUAAAGAUAAGGGACUAUUUUAAAGUACUGUAGCUUUUUGGCUAAGUAGAAUUGCUCUGAGCAAUCUUUUCAAGAGGAUAGCAUUUGUCUGCUGCCAAACGCAGGGCAGUCUGUGUGUCUAGGCAUCCACUCUCUGCCCCCCCCCUUUUGAAGCAAUUGGCAAAAGUCAGGGAGCAGCCACCUCCUGUGUUGAAAUUCCAGCUGCCACAUCUCAGCAUCCAUGCACUCUCAGCAUGUUGAGAGAUGAUUUGUAAGGAAGAGCAGAGGUAUUUGACUUCAUCUCCUUCCCCCAAAUUGAGUUCUAGACUUUGUUGGAACCAUUAGUAUAGAAUGCAAUGAGGGAGUGGGAGAGCAAGCGAGCUGGUGCCUACUAUUUCUCCACUCCAUGUUUGUUCCUGUAGCUGCUUUGUCACAGAGAAGCGGGCAAGGUUUCAAAAGACAAGAUGGCUACAGGGCGCAUAGUUCUGACUUUAGUGGGGCCUGCGUUUAGGACCUUGGAAAAAUGGCUUAUCAUCUCCAAGAGGACUACAGAAUUGAUUUGGGACAAGCUUGAAAGAUUUAUAUUGGACUUGAUGUCUUCCCAUUCCAGGGCACAUCUCAUUAUGGCGACUUCAACGCAAGAAUUGGCGCCAAUACUAAAGCUCUUCUCUCUUCUCCCCUGUGGGGUGAGAUUGACCCAGUAAAUUACAUCCCUUGCUAUGAAAGGACCUCUAAAGAUCCAAAGAUAAACUUUGCUGGGAUAUGUCUACUGCAAUUGGUCUCCCGUUUAAAUCUGGUGAUUCUGAACGGCCAUCCAAAGUUAGAUAAUAGCGAUGAAUUUACGUAUGCGUCCACCCAAGGCAGCAGUGUGAUUGAUUAUAUCUUACUCUCAUACCCUCUUUUUUUACAGACUUUAAACUUUGCUAUAGUUGAUAAACUUGAAAGUGAUCACUUUCCUUUGAAUUUCACAUUGACCCUCAAGGCCUAUAGCCAUUUGACUUUUUACUCGCAAUAUGCAGAUGGAGAUCCCAGUUCUAACUAUAAGAGGUCCCAUUGGACCAUUGAGUCUUCUAAUAAGGUUGCCCGAUUCCUCGCCUCUUCCCGAGGUAUGCUUCUUAGAUUUAAAAUUACAAAUAUUCGCUCGGAGAUCGUCACCGAUGCCUCUGACGUUCUAGAUGCCUACUCUUGCCUAUCCACUGCUUUAUACGAACUCUUAAGACCUAAGUCGCACCUUUGCAGUUCUUUUCCUAGCUCCCGCCCCUCUUAUUGGUUUGAUAGGGACUGCCUUGAGACUAAGAAACAUCUAAGAACGAUCUAUAAUCUCUAUCGGAAUAAUAAUGCCCAGGUAUUACCAUCUGAAUACUUUGCUAUUAAAAAGAAAUAUAAGCAAUUAAUUUCUACUAAAAAGAAAAUAGCAGCCCAAAAUCAAUGGAAGGCCUUGAUAGGGGCCUCCCUAAAUAAGAACUCAAAACUCUUCUGGGCUUUAGUAACAGAUGCCUUAUGCUCGUCAGAUCCCUCCCAAUGCAAUAUUCCACCUAUAACUUGGGAACGUCAUUUUGUUGAGCUGUUCUCGGACGAUGAGAGCCGAUCGUCCGAUCCUCUACCUUGCACGGAUUUCUCUUCUCUUCCUAUCUGGCCUUUAGUAACACCAACGGAAAUAGCGGCAUUGAUAAGUAACUUAAAAUCUGGCAAGGCACCGGGUAUUGAUGCCUUACCAGCUGAACUGCUAAAGUCCCAUAUUGACUGGUGGGCCCCUCUGCUGGCCAAUCUGUUUUCCCAUAUUAACCAUACCGGGCAAUUUCCUACAUCUUGACUGGAGGCAGUUAUCAUUCCAGUCUUUAAGAAGGGCGAUAGGGGUGACCCCACUAAUUGCAGGCCUAGGCUUAUCAGUCUUCUGUCAAUCGUGGGCAAGCUCUAUGCUAGCUUCCUCAAUACCAAGCUGCUCUCUUGGAUCGAGGAAGAAAACAUUCUGGGCCGAGAGCAAGCAGGUUUUAGAAAGGGAAGAUCCCCCUUGGACCACUGUCUAAUAUUAUUUCACCUAGCAGAGAAAUAUACCUCUUCCCACGGCAAUGGGCUUGCAGUUGCCUUUAUGGACCUAAAAGCGGCCUUUGAAUCGGUCUCAAGAACUAAGUUAUGGUCCAAGCUAUCUUGCUCCAUGAUUGACAAGAGACUGCUUUUUCUUAUAAAACACCUAUAUCAAUGCACUACCUUUCGCGUUUGUUGUGGAGCGAAUGGCAGCCUGACCAGUUCCAUCCUAGCCUCCAAGGGGGUCCGUCAGGGCUGUGUUCUAGCCCAUACCUUAUUUAACCUCUUUCUUAAUGACCUGAAACAUUGCUGUUCUUCUCCAAAUUUCCACUCCCCUAAACUGGCUGGAUUUGAUUGUCCCCUCCUUCUAUAUGCGGACGACGCUGUUCUAAUGUCCCUAUCAAAUAUAGCGUUAAAACGCCUUUUAAGCACCUUUAUGAACUACUGUUCUGAAAACUUGAUAACUAUCAAUUUUAACAAGUCUAAGAUUCUAGUUUUUUCUGUUCACCCAUGGAAGAUUAAGGGUCAGACAAUCGAACAAGUCAAGCAGUUUAGAUAUCUGGGGGUGUUAUUCCAGUCAACCCUUUCUUGGUUCUCUCACACUUGCUCUGCGAUCCAAUCUGCUCUCAAUUCAGUUAAGGCAAUAAUCCGUUUUUUCUUUACUAAGGGCGGGCAAUACGUACCUGCCGCCAUUCAAGUGUUUAAACUCAAAAUUCCCAACUUCUCUAUGGGGUCCCAUUAUGGGCCCCGAGCUUCAACGCCAAGGUUGAAUCUGUUCUUUCUUCUUUCCUCAGAACAAUCUUUGGCAUGCCUCACUGUGCAUCUGCUGCAGGCCUCCGUUUGGAGGCUGGGGUUUCCUCAGUUGAAUGCACCACUUGGCUACUGGCCUUUAGAUUCUGGCUUAAAGUGGCCUAUGCCAAUCCUGACAUGGGCUACUUACAUCUACUAUGGAAAGACUCAUAUAUUAGCUCAUGGUCAAAGAGUUUCCAGGACAAACUAAAGCUGCUUGGCCUUUCAAUAGCCUUAGUGUCCUCACUAGAUGCCAGCUCAGCAAAUCGCAUUAUUGAGCAACGUAUUAAUGAUACUGAUGCUCAAUAUUCCAGAUCUAGGGCUCGCAAUACUUGCUCCCCUAUGUUCUUUGAUCUUCAAUUCUCAUUUCCUGCCCGUGCAUCCUAUUUGACAAAUCUAUUCCGAAAUAUCGUAUACUCUUUUCAAGAGCGAGAUUCAACUGCUUCCCCCCCCCCCCGCGAUUUUAGACGGCCGUUUUAAAGGCAUUCCCUAUGCAAAUCGCAUCUGCCCCUGCUCAAACUCUGAAGUCGAAUCUUUGGUUCACACUUUUCUUUUUUGCAACCUUUAUUCUGCUGAACGGCUUAGAUUUAUUUCUCCCAUAAUUAAUCGUUUUCCUGGAAGAUCAAAUAACUGGUAUGUCCAACUCCUCUCAUCCAAUGCUGAUAAGCUAUGGACAGAAAUGGUUGCUAAAUUCUUAAACGUAAUCCAGUUAAGACGAAAGAAUUCUUCCUUUUAAACUGUGUUUUUAUAGGAUUAUACUGUUAUAUUAAUACACUGUUUUUAUUUUUUAUGUACCCUGUUGAAUUUUUUGUACGACGGGUCUGUGACCGUAUAAUAAAAUUCAUUCAUUCAUUCAACCCUGUUAAGUUUUCAUGGCAAUAUGCAAAAUCAGAGAAUCCAGAGUUAAAAUUUGAAAAUAACAGCAUCCAAACCAGUGUUGGACUUCUUUCCCUCAGUGGUCUCAAAAUUUGUUGAAAUUAAUUAAAAACCAGCCAUGUUCACGGAGUAUCUUUAAUCCUAUUCCUGACCUUGCCCUGUCUCUGUCCUUCAUCUUCUGCAGUUUAAAAAAUGUAUGGCUGAUUUUUAAUUAAUUUAAGAAAAUUAACAUUGGAGUCUAUGAUAGCACAGGCAUGCUCAGUAAGAACUAACCGUCAGUGUUCUAAAAGCCAGACUAACAGCUGUUUGGCUUGGCUAGGCUAAUUAGAGUCAGCUUUGGUUUACAUUUGGGUGGGAGGCUACAGGUCUCUGCUAUAGAAUAAAAGUGUGGGGGAAAUUCCAAAAAAUGAUAGUUAACAGUAUUUUCCUUUUGGAAAAGGUGCUUUCCCUCAGCCCAGUGCCCAACCACCCAAACUCCUCCCCUCCCCUCCCACUCCUCUCCUUGUGGUCAGUUUCAUCUAUCCUAAGCAUGAUUGCAUGGGAGUAAAUCCCAUUGAACUCAGUAAGCAUGCAAAUGAUCAAACCUGCGCUUCCUUCCUCCCAAAUUGUGCUUGCAUUUUUACAAAUUUGUAGGGCAGUACAGUAUCUCAGAGAGGAAGUCAGGUCUCCUGCUUCCCUGGUGCAUUCACUAUAGCUACUCAAUUUCCCUGCUUUUCAGGGUUGCUGUUGAGCUGAUUUCACAUCAAGUCUCUUUGUUAUUGAGAAGAUGUGACCAAAAGUUUGUAAAUUUGAAUUCUGUAUGAAACAAGCCAAGGUCCCCUUUGAGCUAGUACAGAUAAUCAGAAGUAAAUUGUCAUACUAGCAACAGACUUAUACCUCUCUGCCCUUGGCUUAUUCCAAGAGGCUCAGUAUUUACUCAAUUCCUAUCCUAAAAAAAAACCUGGAUUUUGAACAUUACAGUUUUACUUUGCCUUAACUGUUAAUCAUACAAUGGUGCAAGUUAACAACAACAAGUAAUAGAAAUAGUACUACUUUAUGUAUGGUGGCAAUCUCUCUUCUCCUGGUUCUUUUUUCUCUUAUAACACACACACACAGCCUGUAGUAUCAAUAUUACAAAACCUUGUGUCCCCCUUUGGAGACAAAAAAACAAAACCUACAGCUGUUACCCUGGGGACUUGUUCAAAUAAGUGUACUAUUCCUCUGACACUAGACCAGCUUGGUUUUGAACACAAGCAAGAGUGGGUUUUAAAGAAAGAUAGCUUCACUGUAAUCGCUUGAAACUACUCGAUUAUUAAUGUUGAACAGAGUCUAGAAGGGCUGGUUUUAUCUACCAUAAAUGUACCCUAUUGAACAAUCUAAUUUGUACAGCAUAAUGUAUACUAGGGCAUAACAAAAGUAAUCCUGUUGUUGUAUGUGGCAACUUUGGAAAUAACCCUAUGAGUUUGGUGGCUUUUCUUGUUCAGAAAACAGAAAUACUAGGGACAGUUAAAGAGUGAUUGCAUUUUCUACCCAAUCAACAUUUGGAGGAAAGGUGGGAUAUUAAAAUAGUAAAUUUGCUUAUAGUGCUAAGGGCCUUGAAGUAAAUGUCAUUUGGCUUUAGUCAAAGAAGAACUUAAAUAACUUCCCCCAAACUUUAAAAAAUAUGAAACUGUUUAUUGGCGCUGAAAGUGAUAUAAUUUCUAAGAAAAUGAAGUUUUUGUUUGAUGCUUCUAUAGAAAGUACUCUUUUGAAGAAUUCUCUUAAUUUUGAAGUUAACUUAUUAAUGCAGCACAAAUGGUUUUUUUAAAAAAAUCUGGUAGCAUAUGUUUAAUACAGUUGGACAAUGUGUUGUCUGCAAAGUUGAAUUCAGUUAAACGCCAAUGUGUAUAGCUGUAUAUAAAAACCUUUUGUAAAUGUCUACCUGUACAUGUAAACUCGUCCUUGUUUUUAAUAUUUAU